Ficedula albicollis (Collared flycatcher) is the source of this 2450-nucleotide messenger RNA. It is a transcript of the gene RGS7BP, whose product is annotated as regulator of G-protein signaling 7 binding protein. The record is from RefSeq and is a predicted model, not a curated record. Gene Ontology annotation, biological process: G protein-coupled receptor signaling pathway. Gene Ontology annotation, cellular component: postsynapse; neuron projection; nucleus. The transcript has 6 exons. The annotation marks the transcript as partial. NCBI's taxonomy places the organism in Eukaryota, Metazoa, Chordata, Aves, Passeriformes, Muscicapidae.
CCCCGGCGGGGCAGCGGCUCCGAUAGCGCCUACCAGACCCAGAGAAUCCUGGACGACUGUAAGAUGCUUGUCCAGGAGUUCAACACCCAGGUGGCUCUCUAUCGGGAGCUGGUCAUUUCUAUUGGGGAUGUCUCUGUCACUUGUCCUUCUCUACAUGCGGAAUUGCACAAAACUCGAACCCGGGGAUGUGAGAUGGCCUAUCAGGCUCAUCAAAAACUAGCAGCAAUUUCUGGCCCAGAAGAUGGUGAAAUCCAUCCUGAAAUCUGUAGACUAUAUAUCCAGUUGCAGUGUUGCUUAGAAAUGUACACAACAGAAAUGCUGAAGUCCAUGUGUCUGCUGGGAUCACUGCAGUUUCAUCGGAAAGGAAAAGAACCCUGUGGCCCACCCAAGAUCUUAGAUACCAAAGUGGAGGAGAGUUCUGAAGUACCUAUUUUAGAAGACACAUCAUUAUCACCAACAGAUAUUCAGCAGCAUCUAUGGCAGGUUUCCACAGAUAUUGAAAACACUGAAAGAGAUAUGAGAGAAAUGAAAAACCUUUUAAGUAAACUCAGGGAGACUAUGCCUUUACCACUGAAAAAUCAAGAUGAUAGCAGCCUUCUAAACUUGACUCCAUAUCCACUGGUAAGGAGACGGAAGAGAAGAUUCUUUGGAUUGUGUUGUCUUGUCUCAAGUUAGAAGAUUAAGCACAGAAGCACCAAGGAAAUCAUGACUUUGAUUAAACCACUAUUAUUUGACCACUGAAAAGAUGAAAGUGGCUAAUCUUGAUUAUAAAGUAUAUUUUCUACACUAAGCUAUUCAUUUUGUCUUCUGCUCCAUCCCUCUUUUCAAAUAAGGGUUUUAAUACUUUUGAAUUAUGGUGGUCAAAAAAUGGCUGUGAAAUAGAUCUAGCAUAUUUAAAAUAUUUUAAAGUAUGUUUUGCAUGCUUACUUUCAUUCACUCAAAGAAGACACCUGAAUUAAGGUUCAUAGAUCAUUUUAGAGGGUUUUUUUAAUUGUUUGAGCUGCAGCUAAAAGUUUGUGCAUAGUACAGUACUCUUACUAGUAUCAUACUAAAAUCAUACUCUUAACAGUCUUUAAGCAUAGGAAACUAUUUAAGAGCAAAACUAUUAAAGUUCUAAGACAUUCAGACAAUAUUGUAACAGAAUUUGUACAAAAUUUCCAGUUGCUUUUUGUGCUCUCAUUCAUAUUUAGUCUUCCACUAUAUUUCAACUUCAAAGCUUUAUAGAAAAAUAUCUUAAUUUAUGAUACAGAAACCAUAUACGAAAAUAGUUAGGACUUGUAAAUACAGAGAAAUCAUAAUAUCUACAAAUGCUUAGAAGUGACAGAUUCCCUUUUAAGCCAAUAGUAUAUCUACAAGCUUUUGGAAAAAAAAUAUUAAAAGAAGGUGUAUUAAAAUAAGCAAUGUAAAACACAACACCAACCCAUUUUUUUGCCAGUAGAAUUCAAAGCAUGGUGUCUGCAUAUCAAGAUAUUGAUCUUACAAGGCAUGCCAGAAUUAUCUGAGACUGUAAGAGAUAUUAAACGUUUUACAUUGUUAAUAAAGUUUUUUAUUUAAAUUAAAUGUUGUCUUGUUUCUAGUUAUAUUGCCAGACUGUGUAUCUUUUUUAAUUUGUCAGAGGCCUACACAAAUUUGUGACAAUAUUUCCAUUUUCCAGUUUUCCAUACAAGUAUGUUUACAAAGACAGAUUACAAAAAUAUGCAUUACUAAAUUCUUUAAAUAGCACAAAAAAAGGUAAUUUCAAUGUAUUUGAAGAUUUCAGGUCAUGAGCUAUUCUUAAGCGUACAUAUUCCUAAGCAUCUGAAAUAGGGACAUCCCUACACACACAAAGCUGAUUGUGAGAGCAAACAUUUUUAAGAACGUUUUUUCAGAGUUAAUUCUUCAAAUUUUCAGAGUUAAUUCUUUAAAUUUUCUGCACAUUUCUCAUGAACCUUGUGCUCACUAAUCAGAGCUGUUGUCCAUAACAGGCACCACUGGUAUGUUUUCAUUUGAAGUCUCAAAGCAGUAGACUCAUUCCCAAAUGACUCCAUCCCUAAUGUUACACUAGGUUUUGCAACUGUUAUAACUUUGGAAAAACUCCUGGUGUCUUGUGGCUAUUAAAAAUACUGUCCACAAAGUUGAUCAGUAGUUACAGCUAACCAAUUAGUUUUGUUCAGCCUGAGUGAAAAAGACAGACAUUAAUGACAAAAAAAAGUGUAUGAAUUCAGGACUGAAUGUACAGUGAUGCCAUGAGAAAGAAAGGUGGGAGGAAAUUUCUCACUGGCUUCCUUUAAACAUUAUAUUUUGUUAAAUCACACACAGAAUCAGAUGUGCAGAUAUAGCAGUGACCUUGUCUAAUCCAUUACCUGCCCACAUAUCAUCACUAGGAACUUCAUAUGCCUUGUUACAUGGCAGCUCAUAUCUGUGUUUUAACUACAGCUAUUGGAAUGGAAUAUUCAUUAGUAAGACAAACA